Molecule: messenger RNA, 3794 nt
Organism: Ochlerotatus camptorhynchus
Lineage: Eukaryota; Metazoa; Arthropoda; Insecta; Diptera; Culicidae
Product: trithorax group protein osa-like
Exons: 7
Coding region: 1029-3329 (766 amino acids)
Biological process (GO): regulation of transcription by RNA polymerase II
Cellular component (GO): nucleus
Molecular function (GO): DNA-binding transcription factor activity, RNA polymerase II-specific; RNA polymerase II cis-regulatory region sequence-specific DNA binding; zinc ion binding
Source: RefSeq, a predicted model, not a curated record
GUAAAGAUGAGUUUUCACCGUGGUCCCGCCGUUGGUGAUUCGCUCUGAAUGAAGAGGGAGUGCUACAACUUGUGUGUGAGAAGAAAGUUUCCAACAAAGUUUUCAGCGGCAAAGUUUCCUUCGAGAAGUGAACAACUUUUGGCUUUGGGUGGUGAAACUGCAACCGAAAAGUUUUCAAAAACUCCUAAAACUUUUGCCCGGUUCCGCGAGUAAAAGUUUGACGAACACACAGUUUUGAGAAAAGUUUGCGCGAGUGAAGGCGGCAGGGAGGCAAAAAAGACAAUUAUUUUUGGCUGCCCGCCAUCGAGGACGACGACGAAGGGUGGCGGUAAUCUUGCGAGAAGUUGUUUGUGGGUAAUAAUCAAGGGAACGAAAAGUUUCCUGCACACUACUGCCCCCCUUCGGUGCGAAGGAACCGGUGAGACGCCCAUCGAAGGCGCGGGAAAAAGUUUUUCCCGUCAAUUUGCAAGUGGAAAAUCAUCGGGUGCAGCAGCGAGUCAAGGACGCGGACGCGUGGCGGACAAGUUGAAGUAAUUAAUUUAAAACAAAUCAGCAAGCAAGUUCCCCCCGGGCGGGGUGAGAGUGCGUUGUGUGGUGCCGAUUGUUGUAACAAUAUCAUGAUCGGAGGUGUUUGAGGGAAAACUUUCUUGUCGGAGAAGAGUUGUGAUCAAGGGGCUACUGUGGCACGCUCGAGGUAGGAAAGGUGAAACGGUUCGGCUGGGCUUGGUGGCUGCCAAAUGUACCAUAGAAACGAAAUGUUCGAAAGAGUGACAGCAGAAGUGAGUAAUUGAGGUGAAGAUAGUGGAUACGUGAAAGAAAACAGUUUGAGAACCAAAGAUUUGAAUCCGGAAAAUUUACCAAUCGGAUCCCAACAAUUCAACGAUAAGUGUUAGAAGAAACCCUACAAUAUACUACAAGUGCAAUAUCUAUACGAUCUCUACCGAAUAUCACCAAUUAUACUCUAAGCAGUGUUACUACGUUAGUGUAUAUUUCUAAGUGUUACCCCGAUUAGUGCAAGUUAAGUCAAAAUGAUCGAUAACAGUUACUCGUACGUUACGCGGGAUAACCUGCGAUAUACGGAUCUCAACGAUGGGCGUUCGUACGCUCAGAUGAGCACCCUGUCGUCACCGCCAUCGAUGGGUAACCGACUCGGUGAAUACGACACCUCGGCGUCACACCUGACGAACCAUCGACCUUACGAACCGGCUCCGCAGACAGCUUUCGAACGAUACGACACUAGCUAUCCACCGCAGCGAAGCAAUCUCUAUUCCUCGUACGGAUACUCACAGUCCAUCCUCGAUGAAGAACAGAAAUACAUUUCGGCAGAGCCUCCAGCACCUCCGGAAAUUCAACCCAGUCAACACCACUUGGGCUUAUCCACUGGUCCAACGGAUCGGCACCAUCCCAUGAUGAAAGUCGAAAUGGAUGAAAGUGCCGGUCCGAUCUACCCCAGACCCAUGUACCACUACGAUCCCACAUGUGGUACCAUGCCUCCGGGAUUCUCGGCAAUCAACUUGAGCGUGAAGGAAGUGAGCCCUCCCAUUCCCUACAAAAACAGUGGUACUCCUUCCCCUAAUCCAGGCAGUCGGAAACCGGACGAUCAGCGAACGAAUAAGAUCUCUUCGACAAGUCCCGAACCUGGUGCCAGCCCACAGCAACGCAGCAGUCCACAAGCUACCCUAGAUCUCAGUUCAAACAAUAGCGGUGGAACGAGUCCUCAUUUUGCAAGAAACUCCACCACCGGAACAACGAACGUAAGCAACCCCACCACGAACCCAGCCACUGUGAACAACAACAAUACCAAUCCCAAUAACAACAACAACAACAACAACAACAAUAAUCCAGUGUAUACGAACGAGGUCCCGGAGUCGCGCAGUACUACGGACGUCAACCAGACCGAAUUUAGCGGCAGCAGCGAUCGUCCGCUGGGGAUUGGCUUCGCUCGGCCACAGCCCCCGUCGGCUUCGUACAGCCGCGAGUCCACUCCGGACAGUGGGGGUUCGUACUAUGCGGACACCUACCGCGACACCAGUGGCGAGUGCAACGUUCCCCCAUCGUCGUCGGCGACGGCAACCGAUCGUGGCCAGAGCUUCUUCACGAGCGAAAACCUUUCUCCGUACUCGGCUGGAUACAGUCCGCACACUAGCUACGGGAUGGUGGUUCAGCCGGACUAUACCAACGGCUAUCCGGGCUAUGCGCCGAAUGCGUACCAGUACAGUGGACCGUAUGCCAGUUCGCUGGGAUCGGGAGUUUACCCACCGACCGUUCCCUCCGGAUAUCCGCCGAGUUCAAGUUCCAGCUUCGUAACGCCACCCGCACUGGGGCAGCACAUUUCGCCGCACGAUAAUCUGCUGAAGGCCGGCCUUCCAUUCUGCAGUCUUACCGGAUACCAACGCCUGGAACGACCGCAGUUCCCAUCGCAAUCGCAAGAACUGAAAUGUCCAACCCCCGGAUGCGACGGAUCCGGUCAUGCCACCGGCAACUACAGCUCCCACCGGAGUCUCUCCGGGUGCCCCCGGGCGUCGAAACCGAAGAGCAAACCCCGCGACGGCCAGGAAUCCGAACCUCUAAGCAGAUGCCCUAUUCCGGGUUGCGAUGGAUCCGGUCACUCCACGGGCAAGUUCCUGUCACACCGAAGUGCGUCCGGCUGUCCGAUAGCGUUGCGCAACAAGAUGCAUAUCCUGGAGAGUGGCGGUACCAUCGAGCAAGCGAAGGCAGCGAUGGCCCAAGCCGCAGCCGGUAAGUUCGAACCGUUCCAGUGUCAGACACCGGGUUGCGAUGGAAACGGGCAUAUCGAUGGUACCUUCAGUACCCAUCGCACGACGGCCAGUUGCCCGACGGCUCAAGCUGCCGCCGGCCAGCAGGCGAACAAGAAGCCACGCUACAGCGACGAGGUCCUCAUGAACUCGACCUCGGCGGCAGCCAAAUCAUUCAACGACCUGGCAACGAACUAUAAUCCGACAAAGAAUGGCCUGCUUGGCACUAGCGGAGGAUCGGCCAUCGCAACGGGACCGUCUCUUGGGGGUGUCCUCGGCAGUGGCACCACUUCGGAUGACCAUCGCGCGAAGAACAGUCACCCGUCGGAUCCGGGAUCGGUUCCGGUUGCCGUAGGAGGAACUCCGGCACAGUCCCAGUCGCAAACCAAUGUUGGAUCCGGCGGCAACGAAGACAUUCUCACUUUGGACGAGGAGAUUUGCGAGCUUAAGCGAGAGAAUGCCCGCGUCGAGCUGCAGAUGCUGCGACUCAAAUCGAACAUCAACGCGAUGGAAUCGCAGCUGAACAACAACGAGCCGAAGCUCCUCGAGAUCGGGACUCGGGGGAUCACAUGAAAUUUCCUGACCUGUUAGAGCUUUUUAGUUUCCGCAUGAGUGGGAUUUACGGAUGUGUGGGAUUCCGUGAGUGAGUGAUGUGAACGAACCGGAAAACAAAAACUAGCACUGUAUACUAACGGAGUGAUAACCGAAAACGAACGAUUGACGAGUAUUUAGUGAAAGGACAAAGGAAAGUUCGGUGGACGAAGUUAUAACGAUUAAAUCUAAAACCAAAACAAAAACACACACACACACAGAAACAAUGAAAAGAAGUGAACCUAGUCGAAAUGUGCUAUACGACUCAUUUUAAUUAUUAAUAUUUGAAGAUGAAACAGGCAGAACGAUGGCGAAGAAGAAGAAGAAGAAGAAACCACAAAUUACCGAAGAAUAAUGGGGAUGGUACUAUUUUAAAAACGAAACUCGUACAUUCAAAAAUAGCAAGCUGUAAGGAGAGCGUGAAGAGUUAACUCACACUGAAAGAAA